Messenger RNA from Triplophysa dalaica, 3921 nucleotides. RefSeq lists its product as uncharacterized. The transcript has 10 exons. The record is from RefSeq and is a predicted model, not a curated record. Lineage: Eukaryota; Metazoa; Chordata; Actinopteri; Cypriniformes; Nemacheilidae. Bases 1636 to 2943 code for a protein of 435 amino acids.
UCGCGGCAGCGUUACACUGGGACUCUUAGUAAUGCGCAGAGCAAGAGGAGCUCAUAAUCCGAGUGAUUGGAGCAUGAGCUGCUGUUGUCCUGCGUCGCUGAUUUCUUUUCAAUAUUUUCAAUAUUUCCAGAUUGAUGUAUCUGUAAUACCAUUGAUGUCAGAGAGAGAGCUAGCCAAGUACAUUCCCUGUUAUGGGGACAGAGUGGCAGUAGUGGCCUUUUGUCGAAAAACGCAAGAUUCCAUUUCAAAUACAGACAGAAAAAGUAACUUGUUUGAGAGGUUAAGGAAACGAGUAUGCACCACAAGUACCAAAGAAGAACAUCAACAACAUAUUUCAAAACGAUAUGUUGGAAACUCAAAUGCCAAGAAGAAAUCUAAGCGUGUGGAACUGGGCUGGAUGAACUUCAGUGCAAGAGAAAAUGACUUCAAACAAGUUCGGUCUGCUAAAGGUGGAGGAACCAGGCAUGUUUCUAUGGAUGUGAAGUCAACAGUUAGAGAUGUACAGAAACUAGCAGAGGGGCUCUUUUUUCCAAAUGGUAAAUCCAAACAUAACUGAAAAGUCUUGACAGCAGCAUUCGAGAUUUCUCCCACAGAAUGGUUGAAUCAGAAUUUACCAUUGAAGAUUUGUAUGAAGAAACAAAGGUAAAAAUUCUCAGACUUUAUCUUUUUACCAAAACCAACAAUAGAGAAAGUACUGCAGAGAAUUCUGACACAAACCCUGAACCAGAUGUCAUGUUCACCGAGGGCGCCCAAGAUGAUGGUCAAUCAUCUAGCAGCUCUGGCAUCAAAGAAUGUGAAACAGUUGACCUCACAACUUUAGAAGAGUCAGAGGAGACUAGUUUUAUGUUACACAGUCCACUUUAUAUCAUGGACCAGCAAAUAUCAGUCAUGCAGACUGAGACGGUGUUCGAUUACAUGGAGACAGAAAACAGUGAUGAUAUAAUGCAAGAGCAAAUGGCAGCACUGAUUCAGGAAACUUCUGAAAAUGUGAACACAGUGCAAGAAGUAUGGAGUCAAGAGGCUUUCAACACCAAUACCCCAGCACAGAACGUAAGGAUUGCAACUGAUGUGGAAGAGUCGCCAUUUGAGGACUCAUUUGACAAUGUGGUCACAAUUGGAGAAGGUUUAAGUGAUGUUGGGACUUUGGAGGAUACAAUUCCACUUGAGGAUCCUCCAAAAACAAUUAUUUUGGUGCGAAGAGGACAAGCUCUUUGUGAUUUGAUGCAAGCUUUCAGUGACCCAGCAUUAAUGGACAAAGAGAUCAGUAUUCGAAUGAAACUCCCUAAUGGACAGAUUGAAGAAGGUGUUGGUCCAGGUGUUUUUCGUGACUGCUUGUCUGAAUUCUGGGAUGAAUUCUAUUCUAGGUGUGCUUUAGGCACCGAUGUCAAGGUCCCAUUUCUAAGACACGAAUUUCAGAGUAAUGAAUGGCAAGCUGUUGGGAGAAUAUUGCAACCUGGUCUCAUGGGUAAGACGACCUCUGCACACUUUUUGCAGCGCCACUAAAUACGUUCUAGCAGGUACAUAUUUCUACAGUUUUACGACACGAAAGUCCACUGGGGGCGCUAAAGAGAAGACCUCUGUGUGACACAUCGAUGACGGUCGACUCCACAUACAACACGAUUGAGCGUCAGAGAGAUGCCGGGAAACACACAGAAAUUGUGCCCCGGGUGCAACACCCUGAUAAGUGUUGCAUUCAAGACAUGCCCACUCUGCAAACAACUCCAGCCGUACAAAACAAAAGUUGCAAAAAAGAGAUGCAACUUUCAAAAUAAGAAGGCUGAAUGGAAGAAGUCAAUCGAGAAAAACAACAACAGGACAGUUGUACUUAAUAGCUGCCAUGUAAUGUUCAUUGUCAAAGACAGAAGAAGGCCACAAGUAGCACAGAAACUACUGACCCUCCAGAAGCUACUGCCACCAGCCCUCCAGAAGCUGCUGCCACCAACCCCCCAGAAGCUGCUGCCACCAGCCCCCCAGAAGCUGCUGCCACCAACCCCCCAGAAGCCGCUCCCACCAGCCCCCCCAGAAGCUGCUGCCCCCAUUCCCCCAGAAGCUGCUGCCACCAGCCCCCCAGAAGCCGCUCCCACCUGUCCCCCAGAAGCUGCUGCCACCAACCCCCCAGAAGCCGCUCCCACCAGUCCCCCAGAAGCUGCUGCCCCCAUUCCCCCAGAAGCUGCUGCCACCAGCCCCCCAGAAGCCGCUCCCACCAGCCCCCAAGAAGCUACUGCCACCAGCCCUCCAGAAGCCACUGCCACCAGCCCCCCAGAAGCCACCAGCCCUCCAGAAGCCACUGCCACCAGCCCCCAAGAAGCCACCAGCCCUCCAGAAGCCACUGCCACCAGCCCCCAAGAAGCCACCAGCCCUCCAGAAGCCACUGCCACCAGCCCCCAAGAAGCCACCAGCCCUCCAGAAGCCACUGCCACCAGCCCCCAAGAAGCCACCAGCCCUCAAGAAGCCACUGCCACCAGCCCCCAAGAAGCCACCAGCCCUCCAGAAGCCACUGCCACCAGCCCCCCAGAAGCUACCGGUAUUGAUAUCACAGGCUCAUCAGAAGCCACAAGACCCCAGGCCCAGAAGGCCAAAAAUAGACCAAGAAAUGAAGUACACUAUCCAGUCCAACAGAUGGAAGCCAGCAAGAAAAAGAAAAAGUAUGAGUGUCCAGAAUGCUGUAGGAGAGUGAGCCAAAACAACUUUGAUUACUCCAAGGUUUUGAAAAAAAGAGUGAGAGAGGGAACAGAGGAGGUCCUCAUUCGUUGGGUUCCAUGCAAGACCUGGUUAUUGGAAUAUGCAUUUGUGUUGGGGCUUGGUUGGCAGCCAGAGAGAAUUCCCACAAAUCCUGCAAGAAGGUUUAUGAGGAGCAACUGGAGUUGGCUGUCUGCAGGCACGUUGAGCAGAGAACAUCACAAUGCUGCUGGUUCCAUCUUAGGGCAGGAAGUGGAGAAGUAGUUGACUUCUAAAGCUAUAUAGAUCCCCCUUGGGACCUGGAAACCCUGAAUGCUCACCUUCACCUGGAAAUGAGAGCAUGGGCAGAUGGUUUGGGUGACUUGACAAAGGAUAUGCAGUCAACUGUCUUCUCAAUCGGUGCUACCACUCACUCAGUAGUCAACACAAACAGGCUGUAAAUGCAUACAGCAGUAUAGCCGUUAUGGAGGACAUUGAGGACAACUCUCCGGUGCUGAAGAUGUGCACAAAAAAGACUUUCCUUUCUAUUAAACAGGCCUUUUUUUGAGGUGAUUUACUCUAGAUAGGGCUCAUUACAAACCCAACUGUUUGAAAAUAGUGCACUUUGAUUUUUUAUUUUUGAACUAAAUCUACUAAGUGUUGUCACACAUAGCUUACAGAUAAUCAAGGCCAAAGGUCCAGCACAUAUAGAAUGGCAAUUCUAAGCUUUUAUUAAGAUAAACUCAAAAAUUGAAGAAGGAAUUUGCAAACACUAAUAUUGGACUAUUAUUAUUAAUUUGGUUCAGCUUUUUUGUGACAACAAAGCUGUAGUUUCUCCAGACUGGCGUCACUACAUAGCAAGUUAAUCAUGCUAAUUUCUUAAAUAAUCCUAUUACAAAGCAUAAUUUGUUUUUCACACGCUUAAAUUGUACAGAUUUUAAGGGAAAAUAUUUUGUGUAUUAUUGUGUGUGUGUGUGUAUGUAUGUAAGCUAUGAUUGCAAUAGAAUGUGGAAAUGUCUUCAUUUGUCUUGAUGCAUACAUGCUGUUUGUCGUUUAAGCAUACUUGUUGAUGAACCCCAUCAAAUGGAAUUUAAAUCAUAGAUGUAUUUCUAUAAUGAUUUCCAUAUCGCAUCAUCCAAGUGUACAUCAAUAUAGACAUAAAUCAAAUCCACUUUCACUGACAUUCUGUAAAACUGUACAGAGAAAUGUAUUAAUUUGUCUUUAUGCAUAUGUUCACUGCUGUAAUAAACACAAUAAUAAUGG